Molecule: messenger RNA, 2426 nt
Organism: Manis javanica (Malayan pangolin)
Lineage: Eukaryota; Metazoa; Chordata; Mammalia; Pholidota; Manidae
Gene: MAPDA
Product: N6-Methyl-AMP deaminase
Biological process (GO): inosine biosynthetic process; adenosine catabolic process
Molecular function (GO): adenosine deaminase activity
Source: RefSeq, a predicted model, not a curated record
UGGAAGAUGUUACAUAAUUAUUGACUGUUUUCUCCAUGCUGUACUUCCAUCCCUGUGACCAACUUAUAUUACGAUUGGGAAUUUUAGCGAGGGGGAAUUUUGUCUUUUGAGGAAUGUUAGCAAAAUCCUGUGUCUUUGUGUUAAAAUCAACAUCUGAAAAUGUCCACAUUUGUUUAAGUAGGUGAGCCUGAACCCAGAGCUGUACAUACGGUUUAUCAGAAUGUGUGGAGGUAAAGCCAUCUGAAGGAAAUUCAAGACCACAAAAUUUACUGACUGAAAUACAUUGUAUUGUUCAUACCAAGAAUAAGUGCAUUUGGAGAAAGAUCUUUUUAUUCUGCUAAAUCAUGAUGGAAGCAGAAGAGCAACAUCAGCCAUGGAAGACAACCUUCUACUCAGAAUUACCUAAAGUGGAACUUCAUGCCCACUUGAAUGGAUCUAUUAGUUCUAAUACCAUGAAGAAAUUAAUAGCCAAGAAGCCAGGUAUUAAAAUCCAUGAACAGAUGACGAUGAUUGACAAGCAAAAGAAAAGAACUUUAGAAGAAUGUUUCCAGAUGUUUCAAAUUAUUCAUCAGGUUACUACCAGCCCUGAAGAUAUUCUAAUGGUCACAAAAGAUGUCAUUAAAGAAUUUGCAGAUGAUGGUGUUAAGUACCUGGAACUAAGGAGCACACCCAGAAGAGAAAAUGCUACAGGAAUGACUACAAAGACUUAUGUGGCAUCUGUACUUGAGGGUAUAAAACAGUCCAAACAAGAAAACUUAGACAUUGAUGUUAGGUAUUUAAUAGCAAUCGACAGAAGAGGUGGCCCUUCAGUAGCCAAGGAGACUGUUAAACUUGCUGAAGAGUUCUUUCUUUCUACUGAGGAUAUAGUUCUUGGCCUUGACUUCAGUGGUGACCCUACUGUAGGACAAGCAAAAGAUUUCCUGGAACCCCUGUUAGAAGCUAAAAAAGCCGGCCUGAAGUUGGCAUUGCAUCUGUCCGAGAUUCCAAACCAAAAAAAAGAAACCCAAGUACUCCUGGAUCUGCUUCCUGACAGAAUUGGGCAUGGUACAUUUCUCAACUCCUCUGAGGGAGGAUCCCCGGACCUGGUGGACUUUGUGAGGCAACACCAGAUACCACUCGAACUCUGUUUGACCUCAAACAUCAAAAGUCAGACAGUUCCAUCUUAUGACCAGCAUCAUUUCGGAUUCUGGCACAGCAUUGCCCAUCCUUCUGUAAUCUGUACUGAUGAUAAGGGUGUUUUUGCAACAGACCUUUCUCAAGAGUACCAGCUGGUGGCUCAAACAUUUAAUUUGACCCAGUCCCAGGUGUGGGAUUUGUCUUAUGAAUCCAUCAACUACAUCUUUGCAUCUGAAAGCAUCAAGUCUGAACUGAGGAGGAAGUGGAAUCAUCUGAAGCCCAAAGUACUACACUUGUAAGCUAUGAUGAGAUGAACUACUUUCGAGGUGUGUUGUAACCAAGAUCUUCCCACCAUAUCCUACUUAGUAACCUGGGUUUUUAAAUAGAAUUAAAUAGUGUUAAGUUCCCUUAACACUCCAUUUGAAGCACAGCAGCUAAGCACCAUGGACUCCAACACCAGCACCUUACUUACGGUGGCCUCUGUUAAGUAUGUCUUCAACUGACUAGCAGACUCUGCAGUCUGACAUAGCUUACCUCCAUGCUGCUUCCUGGAAGGCCUUGCAUGUUCCUGCUAACUAAACUCCCUAUUCCACCAGUGAUUUUGACUUAACAGCCCCUCUCCAUCAGGAAUAUCAAAAUAAUUUCUCAUCAGGAAAAGUUUUAUAAUUACUAGUCAAAUAAGGUGCAGAGAGAGGGGAAAACAGAUUGCCCCCGAGACCUUAAACCUUCUAGCUUGUGACAAUAGCUCUGUAUUUUGUUGUGCUCACGUUAAUCAGACUUCCUUUACUCAAGUACUCCCCAAAGCUGCUGACUCCAGGCUACACUGCCUACCAUGGAUUUUUGUGAAUACAAUCUACUUUGGGUGACUCUAGUGACAGAUAAAGCUAACUGCUGAGACCUGGCUUUGUCCUUCUUGUGAUUAACCCCUCUGGAAUCAAGGUAGUCUUUUUUUUGUCUUAUUUUGACUAUAAUGGAGCUAUGCUGGCCAGACACUUCUUGAACUCUAGGGUACUUUAAGGUUUCUACUUCCAGCCUGUAAUCUGACUUCCAGUUGUUCCACACAUUUGUUUCUGGAAGAACCCCCUGGUAGGUAUAGGAGAAAUUUAAAUGCCUAACUAAAAUAUCUCCAUAUAACAUCGGUUUUCUGUGUCUUCAAGCAUCACGUUGUUGAGAAUACUUAGUAACAUUUUAUAUGUCAAAACUUUGAGACCUACAUCUCACUGGAUAGCUGUUUGAGUGUGUAAGAAUAAAGUUUUCAUUUUAUAUUUUGAAAUAGAUAAUGGAGAGAGAAUUGGUCCAUCCUUACACUC